This is a messenger RNA of Zasmidium cellare ATCC 36951, 2532 nucleotides long. RefSeq lists its product as uncharacterized. NCBI's taxonomy places the organism in Eukaryota, Fungi, Ascomycota, Dothideomycetes, Mycosphaerellales, Mycosphaerellaceae. The transcript has a single exon. The record is from RefSeq and is a predicted model, not a curated record. Bases 1 to 2532 code for a protein of 843 amino acids.
AUGCCGCAUAUUGCAGAGCAGCAGCGCGGCUGGGAGCCCGAGCACACACUUUCAGUCGCCGAGGCCAUCAAGGAAGCCAUGGACACGACUUCACCACCGCGGAGGUCCAAGUCGCUGCGGAGAGGCCGGCCGAGUGGUGAAUUGCCAGAACCGCAUCUGCCGCUCAGGAAAGCUUCGGCGCAUGGACGGAUGCAAUCGAGGAAAGGUUCUGUGCCGAAGCCGUUGUUCAUGCCUCCCCCGCCUAGGAUGAGUAGCGUGCAGCAGAACCAUUUGCACCAGUUGCGAGGAUUCAACCCGAGUCCUGUGCAGCCGCCAAUGCCUCAUGUGGAUAGCUUCACAGCCAGCUCGGAGCAUGCGUUUGCGGGGAGGGAGCCCAGGAGACAGUUCAAGCCGGCGUUGGAUGUGUUGGAGGACCAGCAACAGCAGACAGUGCUGCAGUAUGCGGAGAUGAGGACGCCUGCUUUUCCCGACCCAGACACUACCCGGCCACCUUCGAGUCCAUUGCAUCCUCCCGCUACGAGUCCAUUGUCCUCGCCGAGAAAGAAGGGGAAAAAAUUGAAAAGCUCGAGGAGUGUGGGGGAAGGAUUGAGGAGUAUAAAACACAAAGUUUCGAGCAAGCACCACAAAGACAUGAAUGGGAGAUUGACGCCGGACAGCUUCAAUACAGCGAGGCCGAGUCCGAGGGCAGAGGAUGAGAUUAGGGAGAGCUUUCGCAGUGCAUUGACGAGUCACUCGAGUCUGGCCCAUACAAGCACCAACACCACACAUACCAGUCUGAGUUCGAGGAGCGAGAGCUUUGUCAAAGUGAGAAGGGAAGAUUGGGAUGAGGGCGGUUUGACGGAUGUGGACAUGAGUGUGGAGGAUGCCAUUGGGAUGUACGAGAAUGGCUUUGAGAGUGCGGCCGGGAGCGCGAAGGGCAGUCUGGACAUCCGGUCAAUACGGUCUGCAGAUGUUGGACGAGCGACACCUGAAGUACGGUCAGUGAGAUCACUGCAGUUGGAAAGACCUUCAUCACAACCGCAACCCCAGCAACAACCUCAGGUGCCGAAGCCGAUGCUGUCGCAACCUUCAACACCAACCAAGAAGCGACCGAAUGCCGCCCAUCGCCGAAGCCAGAGUGCUAGCAUCCUCAUCCUCGGUGUACCGCGAUCUGCUCGACCUGGUGCGAGUCCAAGCCCCAGCCUCCGCGCACCGAUGCCUCCUUUCGCUCAGGAGGGCCAGCGAACUUCGAUGCAAAUUGUCUGCAAUGAACAGUCGAGGCCAGGCACUGCCGCCGCUGUUCCCAGCGCUGUUCCACGUGACCGAUAUGGCUUCAAGAAAGCGUCCCAGCAUGUGACGGUCGAGCAGUAUGACCAGUGGAACAAGCAUUACAGCCGCCACAUCGAGCGUCGGUCGAAGAAGUGGCAUGCGAUGAUGCGAUCUUACGGACUCACCACUUCGCCUGCUAUACGCUUUCCUCCGAAAUCUGACAAGAUCAAACGGUACGUCAGAAAAGGCAUACCCCCGGAGUUUCGAGGAGCAGCAUGGUUCUGGUACGCUGGUGGUCCAGGACGUUUGGCGAAGGAGCCUGGGCUGUAUUGGGAGUUGGUCGAGAAAUCGAAGCCCGACAAAGGCUUUCUGAGCAGCAACGACCGCGAACACAUCGAGCGCGACCUACAUCGGACAUUCCCAGACAACAUCCGCUUUAAGCCUGACCCCAGUACAAUGAUGGACGCACAAGCCGGCGCCGGAGGCGGUGACGACUCCCCAGACUCGAAGAAGAAACGACGCAUCACCAAAGAACCCGAAACACCGAUCCUCAAGUCCCUCCGCCGCGUCCUCCAAGCCUUCGCCAUUCACAACCCCUCGAUCGGCUACUGCCAAUCCCUCAACUUCAUCGCCGGCCUGCUGCUCCUCUUCCUCGACGAAGACGAAGAAAAAGCCUUCACCCUCCUCAACGUCGUCACCUCCAUCCACCUCCCGGGAACGCACGGCGUCGCCCUCGAAGGCGCCAACGUCGACAUCGCCGUCCUCAUGUCCUGCAUCAAAGACUCCCUCCCGCUCGUCUGGAGCAAACUCGACGACAAAGGCGGCAUGAUGGGCGGGAUAGGUCCCGCCGGGGGUAAUCUCCGACUUCCAACUGUUAGUCUGGCGACCACGGCCUGGUUCAUGUCCCUCUUCGUCGGCACGCUCCCCAUCGAAUCCGUGCUCCGAGUCUGGGACUGCCUUUUCUUCGAAGGCAGCAAAACGCUCUUCCGCAUCGCCCUCGCCAUCUUCAAAGCCGGAGAACCGCAGAUUACUCGUGUCUCGGACCCAAUGGAGAUUUUCCAAGUCGUGCAAACAAUACCAAGGGGAAUGUUGGACAUCAAUGGGUUGAUGGAGGUGUGCUUUCGACGGCGAGGGGGCUUUGGGGGCGUGAGCCAGGGGUUGGUGGAGAGGAGGCGGGCGGAGAGGAGGAGGAUUGUUAAGGAGGGCGUUGAGGAGGCGGCGCUCGAUGAGGGGGCUUUUCAGAAGUUGAGAGGCAAGUUGAGGAGGCAGACUGGGAAGGUGUGA